AGGCAGCCAACAUCACUACAGAAAUCACUUUGAACACAGAGGGGGUGGAGUGGGGCUGGAACUGUGCGAGUUUCAUGUUUUUUGAACAAUGCGUUAUACACAGAAUGGGGCCAGCUCAGCAACUCUCUGAACACAAGGCGAAGUGAGUCACUCUCUGCUGUGGUGGUUUUUGAACGGAGACGAUGCCUCCCACAGCCAGAGGGCCACAGGGUUACACGCCCCCGGAUGGAGGGUGGGGUUGGGCCGUAGUGCUGGCCUCCUUCGUUUCCAUCGGAUUCUCCUACGCUUUUCCCAAAGCUAUCACUGUCUUCUUUAAGGAAAUUAAGGACAUCUUUCAAUCCACGGACAGCCAGGUCUCUUGGAUCUCCUCCAUAAUGCUGGCAGUGAUGUAUGCUGGAGGUCCCGUCAGCAGUAUCCUGGUGAACAGGUAUGGCAGCCGGCCUGUGGUGCUACUGGGUGGACUGCUGGCUAGCUCAGGAAUGAUCAUUGCCUCAUUCUGCAGGAGCAUCGUGGAGCUUUAUUUCUGUAUAGGAGUCAUCGGGGGGCUGGGACUCGCCUUCAAUCUGCAGCCAGCCCUGACCAUGAUCGGGAAGUAUUUCUACAAGAAGCGUCCAUUGGCCAAUGGGCUAGCAAUGGCGGGAAGUCCAGUUAUUCUCAGCACAUUAGCCCCUCUUAACCAGUACCUCUUUGACAAUUACUCAUGGAGGGGGGGCUUCCUGAUCCUGGGGGGCAUCUUACUCAACUGCUGUGUGGCUGGAGCCCUCAUGCGUCCCAUAGGCCAUCAGUGGAGCAGUGAAUCCAAACAGCCAAUGGAUGAUCAGGGAGAGGCUGACGUGAACUCUGACCUCAAGACUGGCAAACCCAAAGCAAAGCUCAGCAUUUUCCAAACCAUCAGCAAGUACUUGGACUUGUCACUCUUCAAACACAGAGGUUUCCUGAUCUACCUGUUUGGCAAUGUCAUCAUGUUCUUUGGCCUGUUCGCACCCCUGGUCUACUUGUCCACUUAUGCCAAGCAUAUGGAAAUCGAUGAGUACAAAGCAGCCUUCCUCCUGUCCAUCCUGGCCUUUGUGGACAUGUUUGCUCGGCCAUCCAUGGGGCUUCUGGCCAACACCAAGUGGGUGAGGCCCAAGAUCCAGUACUUUUUCUCCUUCUCCGUCCUCUACAAUGGCAUCUGCCACAUCAUGAUGCCGUUGGCAACUAAUUAUACCGGCCUGGUCAUCUACACCAUCUUCUUUGGGUUUGCCUUUGGCAUGUUGAGCUCCGUCCUAUUUGAAACCUUGAUGGAUAUGGUCGGUGCACAGAGGUUCUCCAGCGCAGUGGGACUGGUCACCAUAGUGGAGUGUUGUCCUGUAUUGCUGGGACCUCCGCUGUUGGGUUUGCUGAAGGACGCGUACAAUGAUUUCCGCUAUGUGUAUUUUGCGUGCGGAGCGGUGUUGAUCUUUGCGAGUAUCUUCCUGUUCAUUGGCAAUGCAAUCAAUUAUCAUCUCCUGAGGAAGGAGAAGCAAGAAGAAGGAGACAAAUCAAAACAUGAGGCAACAAUCGAUUUGAACGAAACCAAACAUGAUAAUUCAUCCACCGGGCAAAAAUACCAUGGGGCUGAGGAGCAGGACGUGGAUGUUUAAGGCUGGGAGGGGCAAUGGUUUGGUUCAUUUUACGAUUCUGACCGGUCUUCCAUUUCACUCUAUCACACAGAUAUAUCUGGGGAGGUGCAGUGAGAGAUCGAUGGAGUGUUAAUUCUGGGGAAUAUCUGUCAUGGGGCCAUAAUCAGUGUAGUCUUUGCCCCUCCCUCCAACUAACAACCUCCACUCAACCCUCAUGUGCCUCCAAUCCGAUUGAGUGCAACCUCCAUUCACCUGGAGUUGCCAAUGGAUCUCCAUUGACCAUUCGGAGCAGUCAAAAGAAAAUAUUUCACAGGGGCAUUGAAUAAUUCUACAUUUUUAUUCUAUACUUUUAACAUUUUGGUUUUUAUGAGUGCUUAAAAAUAUUGGAGAUGAAUGGAUAUAUUUGAGUGCGCUGGACACAGUUGAUCACGAGCAUGAUUAAUCUGAAUUGGCAACCCUAAUUCAUCACCAUUUUGAGUGGGAUGAGAGUAAGCUGGGAGUUCCUCUCAUUGUAGGAGGCCUCACUGGGAGGACUUGAAAGAUUCUGGUUAAUCCAAUGGUCCCAUAUCCUUGUGAUAUUUUAGGUAGCACAAUGAGGAGACAAUUCUUCACUCAAAGGGUCGUGAGGCUUUGUAGUUCUGUACCGCUGAGGGUUGUGGUUCCCCAGGUUUGAUGAGACUGGGAUGUUAAAGAGGUCACCUCCAUGGAGAAGGGAAACGACUGUUACAACAGACAGGCAGAUCUGCUUAGUGAUUAGAAUUCAAUCCAAUCAUGGGAAUUGUUUCUAAUUAAUUGAGAUCCUUGCUCUUAUCAACUAGAACAAAAAAAGAACUCGCUGGAGAAACUCAGAGGUCUGUCAGCAUCUGUGGAGAGAAAACAGUUAACAUUUCAAGUCCAGUGAAUUUUCUUCAAAACCAGUAUUUCAGACAUGACAAUCAAUGUUGAUUUGUUUUUUUGUUCUCCAAGUUCUGGGAUUCAAAAUGUUAACUCGGUUUCUCUUCCCACAGAUGCUGCUGGACCUGCUGAGUUUCUCCAGCAGAGUCUGUUUUUGUCUAAGCUUGCCAGCGAUUCUCUGUUUUAUUUUAGUCCUUAUCACCUAGGGUUAGGUUGAGUGUCACCGACUCAGUGAAAGAUGUGAAUGAAUUAAUUGGGUUUCUUGAGUAGGAUUUUCUUGAUGCUCUCCUACAGGUUAUUGAUUUCUGGAGUUCACUCUUUGUUGUAGCGGGACUUGUACUUAAAACCUUACAAUUUGAGGGCAUCGCUAGAACCAUCAGGUGAUGUGCAAUUUACAGCAUGGAAACAGGCCAUUCAGCCCAACUGGUCUGUGCUGAUGUUUCUACUGCACAUGAUCCUUCUCCCUCCCUUCAUCUCACCUGACCAACAUUUCUGCCUACAUCGUUCUCCCUCACAUGUUUAACCAGCUUCCCAUCACUUGCGUUUCUACUCCUUGUCCCCUACAUUUUCCCCAUUCUCUUCAGUAAAGAUGUUUCUCCUGCAUUUCUCGUUGGACUUAUUAGUGGUUAUUCAAUUCAUAGCUCCUGGUUUUGAUCUCCUUUACAAAUGGAACUAUCUUCGAUAACUUUUCUCUUAUUGGGUCUUCUACAGAUGGAAAGAGAUAUCUUUAACAAGAUAAAGUGCCAUCCAUGUUCAGCCCUCCCUAAGGGGCAGGACAGUGGCUCAGUGGUUAGUACUGCUGCCUCACAGCACCAGGAAUCUGAGUUCAAUUCCUGCCUCAGGCGAGUGUCUGUGUGGAUUUUGCACAUUCUCCCCGUGUCUGUGUAGGUUUCCUCUGGGUGCUCUGGUUUCCUCCCACAAUCCAAAGAUGUGCAGGUUAGGUGGGGUGACCAUGCUAAAUUGCCUUGUAGUGAUCUGGGGUGUGUAGGCUAGGUGGGUUAGCCUGAUAAAUUCAGGUUUAGAAAUAUGGGGCAGUAGGUCUGGGUGGAUUGCUGUUCAGAGGGUCAGUGUGGACUUGAUGGGAUGAAUGGCCUGCUUCCAUGCAUUAGGGAUUCUAUGAUUCAUGAUUAGAACAUCGAGUUUUGACAUCACCUUUUUUGUACCUUCUCCAGUACCCCAUACCCCUUCUGUAAUAUGGAGAUCAGAAAUGUCCACAGUUCAAGUGUGACCUGACUGAGCUUUUGUACAAGUUUAAUGUAACUUCCCUGCUCUUAUAUCAGAGCAUAAGCCCAAUACCGUCCCUCCAGAAAUGAACCCACUGCUUGAUUUUUUAUAUUUUAUUGCCUCAUUAUUGUAUUCACUGGGCUGUUUAAAAAUCUAGCUUUGGUCACAAUCAAUAAUUGAGUAAAAGUGACUGUGAAUCAGUCAGAUUGUCAUAAAUAAGAUUCCUUUAGGGAAGGAUAUCUGCCAUCCUUACCAGGUCUGAGCCUGUACAGGACUCCAAUCUUCCACAUGGUUAACCCUUAGCAGCCUCUGAGAUAAACCAACAAUGACAAUCAAUCCUAUCUAAGGAAGGUUCAUUAACAUCUCAUUAGGGCAACAACCAGUGGAUAAGACAUGUCAUUGAUGCACAUUACAAGAGUAAAGCUGUGCACCCAGGGCUGAAGGACACACUGGUCAGCGCAGGUUAAGGGAAACAUCUCCGGUUUAUCUUUCAUGGCACGACAGAAUGUUACAAGGAGGUUGGAGCACACACUUCCCUUUCCAUCAUUCCACUUCCCAUUUGUGGGAUACAAGAAGCCUCAUGAGAUUAGGAGCUAGUUGUCUUAUCCAACUCCUACUAAAACGAUGGGUAACCUGCCUCACCUACUCAGGAGCUAUCUGGAGCUUGCACAUUAUCUGGGAUCUCCCCUUCCCACACUCUGUCUGGGAAGGUGAUGUGUGAUUUGAUGAUAAACAGGACUCCUGUUUUCUUUUCAAGUAUGGAAGCAUGAAUAAGGAUAUUGUUGCAGCCAGUAUUUACCACCCUGUCCCCAAGGAGCUGUCAGUAUUUCAUAGAAUCCAUUUAGAAAGCCAUUCGGCCCAUCCUGCUUGUAAUGGCAUUUACUCUCAUUUCCAGAGUAUAGCCCAGUCUGUCCAUCAAUACAAGGUGGUGCUGAGGGUGCUCCAAGCUGCCAGAUGAUUGGAUACUCUACAGGGCUCUAUACAUUUAUGAGGGAUGUACAUUUACUACCUCUUUCUCGGAAUCCAAACCAUUCCUUUGAGGAUGUGGAUUUAAUGGUAAACAAGUCAUUUUGACAAUCCAUUGUACUAUCUGUCCGAUAUUUCAGUAUGACAAUCAAUGUAGAUUUAUUUUUUGUUCUCACCUUUAUAAAGCAGAAAUUGAAAUAUAAAAAUGAUGAAAGUGA
Chiloscyllium plagiosum (whitespotted bambooshark) is the source of this 4903-nucleotide messenger RNA. Its product is annotated as monocarboxylate transporter 1-like. Gene Ontology annotation, cellular component: basolateral plasma membrane. Gene Ontology annotation, molecular function: lactate:proton symporter activity. Lineage: Eukaryota; Metazoa; Chordata; Chondrichthyes; Orectolobiformes; Hemiscylliidae. Gene Ontology annotation, biological process: plasma membrane lactate transport. The record is from RefSeq and is a predicted model, not a curated record.